AUGUUACCUUCUGUAACUUCAAUGAAAGAGUUCGAAACAUAGCCAUUGGUAAGAAAAAUCAUGAAAUCUUAAUUUGAAAGCCCUAAAAAAUCUAGUAAUAGCACUCACGAGAUUAUUCACAAAUCUUGUAAAUCUUCUUAUCAAUAAUACAGAAAAUAAAGAAAUCAAUAAGAGACUAUUUAGGUUCAGAAAUUAUUCUUUAGGAACCAACCCAGUUCAUCAAGGGAGACGCCUCCCUCUUUUCUAAUAACUCGACACUUUGAAAGAAGGCCUGAAGUCAAAGAGUCCACAAUCCAAGAAACAAAAUAUUAAGAAACAAUAAAAUUUCACAAAGGAAUCUUACAAUAGGAUUAGAAUUAAAGAGAUAAUAAAUUGGUUAAGAGUUAUUCUAGAUUCCGUUUACAAGAGAACGUUUGCCAAAGACAAAUAAUCACAUCUCAACAUUCUUAGAGAAUUAAAACAACCACUGAUUAAGACUGCCGAUUUUUUGUUUAAUAAAAUGGGAUGAAAUAGAUAGUCAUCGUAAAUUAGUUGUAUCUGAACACAAAUACUUUGUAGUAUAUCUUUAUGUAUGUACCUGAUCACUCUGUUAAGGACAAGCAUUUAUUCUAAGAAUUUGUGGCCGUGGUUAAAAAUAGACUGAAGAUUAAUUCCAAGAAAUUAUAUUUCUAUUUGAAAGAUGGAACCCCCAUUUACUCUCAUCUUGAUAUUCCAAUCAAUUAGAGUCUUCUUAUUUAUUCGACCUCUACAGUCUACAAGGAAAUAUUCAAUCCUUAAUUAUUGUACCUUGAGAAUUGUUGUAAAUAACACCAAUGCGAGUAAUCAAUAAGAAGAACAGAACCUGAUUAUUCACAUCACGUUGAUGGCAUAAUAAACACACUUAUUUAUUAGAAUUAUCAAGCAGUGGAUCAAGAAUAUAGAAUAGAAACAAUGCCUGAGGAGAUUGAAAUCACUUAAGAGUUUUUGACAUCAAAGGAAUUGAAACAUUCAUAUGCUGAAAUCAAAAGAAAUUCUAAUUUCACACCAAUAAUAAACUAGAUGUGUAGAACUAACAAGACUACAAAGUAAAAAAAUUAGUAUCAAGAAUAUAUGUCAACAGAUUAUAUAGUAAAGAAUCCUAAGAUUGAGAAGUUAGAAAAGAUUGAAGGAUGGUAUGAUUAAGAAUUGAAGAAAAUCAAGUUUAAGGAGGAUGAUAAUCAAAAUGAAGAUUUGAUGGCUAUUCACGUAGAAUAAGUAUCAAGUUAAAGAUUUAUAGAAAAUCAAAUUUAAUAGGCUGCUCAACUUCUGGAACCUCUAUUAAAGAAGUUCUUGCAUAGAAAAGCCGAUAUUUGUGCUGACGAAGCCCCUGAAGUUAAUUUUAACAAUGACCAAAAGGAGUAAAUAAGAAAUUCAACCAAUUUUAUAGAGAAGAACACAUAAGAACUAAUAACUAAGAAAGGAAGCUUGCAUAAAUUAUUGAAUAUCAAUAAGGAAUUAUUUAUUCAAGGAAUUCCCAAAAUAUUGAAAGACACUAAUUUUUCGAGAUAUGAGUUGCAUAACACUUACAUUUUAUUUUGUGCAUUAUAACAAAUUACAUCCUAGAGAUAUCGAUACUACAAUGUAGAAGAUGGGGUUGAUUAUGACACCUAUAGAACAGGGAUAUACUAGAUUUUCAUGUAAAGUGAGUUUCUGGCAUAGGAAAUUUUCAACAAAAUAGAUUUUAACUAUAGUGGAUUCUUGAAUUGGAAUGAAUUUUUGAAAUUGAUGGUUAGUAUAAGGGCAAAAACAUUAAUUGAAAAGUUAGAUCUUUUUAUUUAAAUAUCUGAUUAAGAUGGGAAUGGGUAAUUGUGUUGGGAUGAGAUCUAUCAAUUAUCUAAAGUUUGUUUGGCAAAAUACAUUUAGAAUACUGAUGAUUUUUUGGAUAUGCUUUGUGAAUAUUAUACAAGAUUGAUAUUUAAGGUGGUAGGCAAAGAACCUCAUGAGGAAAUUCCAUUCUCUGCAAUUAAGUAGGCUAUUUUAGAUCAAACGGAAGAUUCAGAUUUAUUAUGUAUGUUUUGUGGAGCUGAUAUUUGA
This is a messenger RNA of Paramecium tetraurelia, 2052 nucleotides long. RefSeq lists its product as uncharacterized. The record is from RefSeq and is a predicted model, not a curated record. Lineage: Eukaryota; Ciliophora; Oligohymenophorea; Peniculida; Parameciidae. Gene Ontology annotation, molecular function: calcium ion binding. The transcript is spliced from 4 exons.